AUGAAGAGCGAGCUUCUAGACCAUAUUGGAGUCCAAACUUUGAAACAGCAGCUAUCAUCAACAUCUAACUACAUGAGAGUCACAAGGUGCCUUUGUUUUGUGACCAUGUUAUUAUCAUAUUUUGUAGUCUAUGAGAUCUUUUCAGCGGCGACAAUUGGCGUUAAAUACCUAAUACCUCAAACUAGAUUUUCCUAUAAGAGAUACUUUGCAGCAGGGUUCUGGACCCUUUGCAUUUAUAUCCUCGAGCUGAAUAACAUUCAGGUUGAGAUCACUGGAGAUGAGCUAGAAACCGAGAAUGCACUUUUCAUCAGCAACCACGCAUCCCUGAUUGAUUAUAUCAUCUACCCUUAUCUAGUUCUCAAGUCUACUCGAAAACCAUCUGAAUUGGAGGCGGCUCGAAAAAACGAAAAGAAAGGGGAGCCCGAGAAAAUAUUCGCCCAAGAUCUCUCUUCGAUCCUGCUUCCUCGAAUCAGCUUCUUUACGUGGUAUGCCAUUUGGUUUAUUCCGAGUUUUAGGGUAUUUAGAAAUGUGUUCCAGGCAGAUGAGAAUUGGGAACUCAAUGACGAAACGUUGGGAUUUGUAUUCAGGGACCUGCUUGAUUCAGAGGUGGUAGAUUGGCUCGUUACAUUCCCUGAGGUCAACAUUUUCACCAAGAAGGACGCCAAACUGCAACAAGGCUUGUCCGAAAAAUUCUAUCUGCCGGUCUUGAAUAAUCUGCUAUAUCCUAGAUACUCAAGCUUUGCGAACGCCAAAAACACCGCAGGGGAAUAUAUCGUUUGA
Ogataea haglerorum is the source of this 780-nucleotide messenger RNA. RefSeq lists its product as uncharacterized. Gene Ontology annotation, cellular component: endomembrane system. The record is from RefSeq and is a predicted model, not a curated record. Bases 1 to 780 code for a protein of 259 amino acids. NCBI's taxonomy places the organism in Eukaryota, Fungi, Ascomycota, Pichiomycetes, Pichiales, Pichiaceae. The transcript has 2 exons. Gene Ontology annotation, molecular function: acyltransferase activity.